AUGAUCCUGGAGGCAAAAGACAUCGCAGGCACUUCAACAUUGUCUUCCAGUUCAAACAAUGAAAAGGAGAGCAUGGACGCUAAGCGUCCUAUAGGAUGUUUGGAUAUGGGAGAAACCAGCAGUUCGCAGUCAGAAGUGUCCACCGAAACAGAGGAGGUCUGUGACCAGAAGGUCACAGGAAUUAAUCUUGAGCUUGAGAAGUUGAGGUGGCAUUUUGUGCUGACUAAACUGAAAUGUGAACAGGAGGAUAAGGAAAAGCAAAGGCUUCAUGAAGAGAGAAUGGAGCAGAUUCGUCAUCAGGCAGUAAAAGGAUCGGUCAGCGAAGGACUCCAAAACGUUCUCCAGCCCUCGAACCAAUAUGCCUUGUUCCUUUACUGCUUCAUCGUCUUUCAUGUUAUUUAUACUUUAAAGGAGCUGGUCUUCUACGUUUUCCAAACCCAUUACCUGUUCUGUUUUGCUAUUGUGUACUACAUUUUUAAAAUUAUUUUCCAAGAUUACAGAAAUAACAAUAAAUUUUCUUAAGAAAAGCUGCUUGUUCUACUCUUUUUGCCCCAUUUUUGCUGCUUUUUUUAUUAUCACUACGCCAAUCAUACAUGCAGGAUUUCAGUAUCAUUACAUGCCUAUUUAAGGAAAACCAACUGAUUUCCUGAAGAAAAUUGUCACUGAAUGGCAUCAUCUGGUUUCAUGCUGUCUCACCAACAUGUUUUGCAUCAUUCAGGAGCGUUCAUCUAUGCAAAUAAAGGUACACACAAUAAGAAAUCA
This is a messenger RNA of Pezoporus flaviventris, 762 nucleotides long. RefSeq names its product transmembrane protein 247-like. The record is from RefSeq and is a predicted model, not a curated record. Gene Ontology annotation, cellular component: endoplasmic reticulum. NCBI's taxonomy places the organism in Eukaryota, Metazoa, Chordata, Aves, Psittaciformes, Psittacidae. The transcript is spliced from 3 exons. The coding region runs from base 1 to 522 and encodes 173 amino acids.